UGUACGUCUUCGUGUUAAAUAGAAAACAAGCUGCCAGAAACUCGGUUCAGAAAAUAUUACUCACGACUUAAUCGAUCGAGUGUGACUUUUUUUUUAUUGUUUUUUUAACAGUGCAGACAAAGAAGUGAAACUUUAGGCAGUGUUUAAAUCGUAAGAAACUACAUUAAAUAUUCAAGAAUAACCAGAGUGCCCUGUGCUGAUUCCUGCUCCUUGCUCGCGUGCCAUGCGUGACCUCGGCACCAAAAUGGCCGAGCUAAAAUUCGAGGCUCCCCUGGCAAAGUUCGAGGAGACAGAUGAGUGGGGCGGCUGUGACUUCAUUUCUAACCAGAACGCCCUCAAUGACACGCUUAACCUAAACCUGAAGGAGGUCAGUGUGGGCAGAAAGCCAGGUGCUGCAAAGCUUCUCUUGCUUGAAGAUGCGGUUCGUGAUGCGCACAUCAGCAAGAACGGAGGAGGAGGCGGCAGUAGCGGCGGUACCAUCAGUCCCAAUUGCAAUUCCUUGCCAAGCGGAUCCGUCACGGAUCUGGGCGUCUCCGAAGUGGGCCUGGUUUUGGGCGAUGGAGAGGGGCUAGAAAAACCGUCUGCGGCCCACGGGGAUCAUGUGGACAACUUCACAGAGACGUUCGGCGGCAGUCUAGAGGAUCUGGUCAACACGUUCGAUGACAAGAUAACUAAGUGCUUCGGAAACUAUGAGGAAAACGUCGAGGAGUUGGCCCCGGUCCAGGUACGCAGCCAGGAGGAGAUCAUGAAUGAAUGCCAAAUGUGGUGGACCAUCACGGGAAAUUUUGGAAACAUUCUGCCUAUCGACUGGUCCAAGUCGUAUACCCGUCAGAUGCACAUGCCCACACUCAACCUGGGCCAAAGCCACGCAAAGCAGCAGCAUCACCGCAAUCAGCACCAGCUCCAGAAACACCAGCACUCGUAUCCACACGCUCCAGGCGGGGACGAGUCUAACGAUCUGGUCAGCGAGGAUGACUCGGUAGCCAACGACUUGGACAUGCACGCGCUAAUCCUGAACGGACUGAACGGGGAUCUUGACGACCAGCCCAUUAAAACGGUCGAAGAGGUCAUAAAGGAGAUUGACGACAUCAUGGAUGAGGCGGAGAGUCCUUUGGACGAGCCUGACACCUGCGAGUCGGAGGUCAUAGAAAAGGCGCGCGAAGUGCUCGGGGCGCCCCUCUAUGCAGAAAAGCUGCAAUAUCUGACCACCACACAGUUGAACGAGCUGUACAUGGAGAUGGAGGUGCUGAUUCAGGAAUUAAGUGAGACUCUUAUCAACGAACUGGCGCUGCGUGACGAGCUCGAGUACGAGAAGGAGCUAAAGAACUCAUUCAUUUCCCUGCUGCUGGCCGUCCAAAACAAGCGUCGACAAUACCACGUGGAGAAGAAGCGUGGAAAGUUCCAGGGUCCCGAGCCCAAAUACUUGACCACUGUUAUUCCGUAUCACCUAGAGAACGGUACGCCCAACAAUCAGUCCCUACAGGUCCUGAUCAAGAUACUCAAGGCCAUAAAUGAGGACAGCCCGACGGUGCCGGCUCUUCUCACGGACUACAUACUAAAGGUGCUCUGCCCAACAUAAGCGAUGUAACUGCAAAGGAACCCAAUCUAUCGCUCUAUCUUUCUGUCUGUGUUUAUACCGUACAUCUACAUGCAUAUAUAAAUUAUCAUUUAAUGAUUAGUUUGUAUUCUAAACUAUUAUUUCAAUUGUUUUAAUUGCGAUGCGUUUCUGAAAACACUAUCUCAGCCACUGAAAAAGCUUAAGAAGAUAAAUUAUAAGAUUUCGAUAUAUAGAUCAAAUAUAAAAAAAAUGUAUGUAUACAUGCAUAGAAGUAAAUAUCAUAUUAAAUAUUUUCGGAGGAAAUACAUAACUGACAGUUCUCCCCACUGCGAUAAUACUCACUUAUCUCGAAUCGAAUCCACUUGGAAAAUCCGCUAAAGCCAGUAAUAUUUAUACUAAAUCGAGUCAUAUUGUUAAAGAGCAGAUUACAUAAAAGCUUAAUAUAUCUCAAUACAUACAUACAUAAAUACACAAAUGUAUCUUUACGUCUAUCUCUAUUGCAAAGAUUGCAGAGACUGCACAGAGGAUGUAUGUGGAUAUUUGUUGUUUAGUUCAAAUAAAUUCUCGCUGUAUUUAUCGAUCCAAACGGAACUAUCUUUGUUCGGCAGUAAAUCUCUAGCUUGUACCAUAUGUAACUUGUAUGUAUUGAUUUUAAGUUAUAGUUCUAGUUCAGACCACUAGCUGGACAGGGACCUUUCCAUAUGUCGCUGCCACCGCUGCCGAUUCCAAAUGGGUUCCUCGUGAAAUUAUGCAAACCUAAACGUAAAAAUUGAAACGUGUGAGACGUGAAUUAAGUUCAAGAGAUUGUUUUUGCUUCACUUUAUGUUUUCAUGUAAAUUUUUUUAGCGUUUUUAUACCCGGUACUCGAAGAGUA
This is a messenger RNA of Drosophila guanche, 2432 nucleotides long. RefSeq names its product fasciculation and elongation protein zeta-2 (gene Unc-76). Gene Ontology annotation, cellular component: cytoplasm; axon. The transcript has 5 exons. The record is from RefSeq and is a predicted model, not a curated record. NCBI's taxonomy places the organism in Eukaryota, Metazoa, Arthropoda, Insecta, Diptera, Drosophilidae. The coding region runs from base 224 to 1579 and encodes 451 amino acids.